AUGAAGCGCCGCAACGUAGCCGAACAAUUGGAAAGAGUCUACAACGAGCAACGCAAAGCAGCAACAUUGGCUUCAACUGCUACUGGAUUCAUCAUGUCGAUCUGCUUUGUUGGACUUCCAUUAUUGUGGUCAGGACUCUUCAAAGUGAUGCCAAUCCCAACUCCAACUGUCUGCUCUAGCGAUCCAUGGAGCGGAAUCACUGACUUGUGA
Molecule: messenger RNA, 210 nt
Organism: Caenorhabditis bovis
Lineage: Eukaryota; Metazoa; Nematoda; Chromadorea; Rhabditida; Rhabditidae
Source: the annotation of a GenBank genome assembly